Molecule: messenger RNA, 1534 nt
Organism: Tripterygium wilfordii
Lineage: Eukaryota; Viridiplantae; Streptophyta; Magnoliopsida; Celastrales; Celastraceae
Product: chaperone protein dnaJ 10-like
Exons: 10
Coding region: 232-1398 (388 amino acids)
Source: RefSeq, a predicted model, not a curated record
CUGUUUUGCUCCCGCGAAAAAGCUGUUUCAGGUAUUUGUUUAUUGGGUGGGAAGAACUGGAAAGGCAGGCAGAUCCUCGUGGGGCUGAGCUCGAAUGUGGGCACUUCACUCACUCUUUCUCUCUCUCGCACACACAAACACACUUUUUUCUUCCUUCUUUUUUUAAUCAUCUGUUCACAUUUGAAGACUUGAGACUCUUCUUGGAGAAGCUCAAGUCUUGCAAAUCCAAGUAUGGUGAAGGAGACAGAAUAUUAUGAUGUAGUUGGUGUUAGUCCAUCGGCUUCUGACGAGGAGAUUCGAAAGGCGUAUUAUCUUAAGGCAAGGCAAGUUCAUCCAGAUAAAAAUCCAGAUGACCCUCUUGCAGCUGAAAGGUUUCAGGUCUUAGGUGAAGCAUAUCAAGUUUUGAGUGAUCCUGUGCAAAGAGAUGCGUAUGAUCGAAAUGGGAAACAUUGCAUAGCUAGGGAAACCAUGCUGGACCCCAUGGCUGUUUUCGCCCUCCUAUUUGGAAGUGAAUUAUUUGAGGAUUACAUUGGACAUUUAUCUGUUGCAUUAAUGGCAUCCUCUGAAGUAGCAAGUGAAAGUGACAAUCCUGAGAAGCUACAUGAUAAACUGAAGGCUGUCCAAGAAGAAAGAGAAGAAAAGCUGGCAAGGCUGCUCAAAGAUUUUCUUAAUCAGUACGUCAAAGGUGACAAAGAGGGAUUUCUACGACGUGCUGAAUCUGAAGCCAGACAGCUUUCUGAUGCAGCUUUUGGAGCUGAUAUAUUGCACACAAUCGGCUACAUAUACUCAAGACAAGCAGCACAAGAGCUUGGAAAGAAAGCCCUGUAUUUGGGUGUACCAUUUGUAGCCGAGUGGGUUAGAAAUAAGGGCCAUUUCUGGAAAUCACAGAUUUCUGCAGCAAAAGGUGCUUUCCAGUUAUUGCAGCUUCAGGAAAGCACACGCCAGCAAUUCAAAAUGGAUGGCAAUGGUACUGGAAAUGAUGUUGAAUCACAUUUGCGCUUAAACAAAGACGCAUUAAUGAGCUCGUUAUGGAGAUUGAAUGUAGUGGACAUUGAAGUAACUCUUGUACAUGUAUGCCACAUGGUGUUGAGGGAAAAUGAUGCUAAGAAAGAGGAACUUAAAGCUCGUGCUUCGGCUCUAAAAAUUUUAGGGAAAAUUUUCAUGGACGAAAAGCAAGCUAGAAGUGGAGGAACAUCAAAAGGAAAAGCUGCUAUAGACAUAGAAGAUGAUGAUGGAAGCAGUUCUGACCCUAGUACUGAAGAGGAGUCGCCGAGAAUGCUUUCGUAUCGAACACCUUUUCUCACUCAGGGGAUUGGAAGACUCUUCAGAUGUCUCUGCAAUCCAGCCUUUGAUGUGGAUGACGACGAAAUUGUGUGCAAAAGCAAAACUAGAUACUAAGGGGUGGUGUGAUUUCAUAAAGCAUUGUUGAACACAUAGAAAUGCAUUUUAAUUUGUUUAAUUAAGGACUCUGCUGUAACUAGACUGGCAUUAUAGCCUCCAUGCUGGCAUUAUAAAGACCAAUCCAUCCACGACA